Galeopterus variegatus (Sunda flying lemur) is the source of this 702-nucleotide messenger RNA. RefSeq names its product putative olfactory receptor 10D4. The transcript has a single exon. NCBI's taxonomy places the organism in Eukaryota, Metazoa, Chordata, Mammalia, Dermoptera, Cynocephalidae. The annotation marks the transcript as partial. Gene Ontology annotation, cellular component: membrane. Gene Ontology annotation, biological process: G protein-coupled receptor signaling pathway. Gene Ontology annotation, molecular function: G protein-coupled receptor activity; olfactory receptor activity. The record is from RefSeq and is a predicted model, not a curated record.
AUGAGGAAUCACACAUCAGUAACUGAGUUCCUCCUGAUGGGAAUUCCUCAUACAAAAGGGCUGGAAAAUGUGCUCUUUGUCUUAUUUCUGGCUUUCUACCUGCUCACUCUGCUGGGGAACCUGCUCAUUCUUCUGGCCAUCCUUCCUUCCUCCAACCUCCACACCCCCAUGUAUUUCUUCCUGGGAAACCUGUCAGUGUUUGACAUAUUUUUCCCUUCAGUGACUUCACCCAAAAUAAUGCUCUACCUAAUGGGGCAAAGCCACACCAUCUCUUACCAGGGCUGUGCCUGCCAGCUCUUCUUUUACCACUUCCUGGGCUGCACUGAGUGCUUCCUCUACACUGUGAUGGCCUAUGACCGCUUUGUGGCCAUCUGUCACCCACUGCAAUACACGGUCAUUAUGAGCCAUCGGGUGUGCACCGUCCUGACUCUAGGCACCUGGCUGGGGGCCUCUCUGCACGCAUCUGUUCUCACGUUCCUCGUCUUUAAGUUACCCUUCUGUGGCCCCAAUGAGGUGAAUGAUUUUUUCUGUGAUAUCCCGGUGGUGCUGCCCCUGGCCUGUGCAGACACCUCUCUAGCGCACACGGUGAGUUUCAUCAACGUAGGCAUUGUUGCGCUCACUUGUUUUCUUCUUAUUCUCACUUCUUACAUUUGCAUUGUCACCUCUGUAUUGAAGAUUCGUUCCUCAGAAGGCAGGCGCAGG